UACAAGCCAGAGAGCAAAGUGAAAUCUUUGCGCCGCUCUUAACCCAACCUGAGAAAAAUGGCACUCAAAAACAAAGCAAGGAUAUCAUUAUUGUUAUUGUCUUUUAACUUGUUAUUGUUCCUAUGGAUCAGGUCAAUUAGUAGCGAAGCCAUUUGUUCCACAGAAAUGAAUGUCGUAUUUUCUGUGGAAGGAUCCUACACACUGGGCGAGGUUAACUUCCAAAAUAUCUUCAGCUUUAUCUUUAAUUUAUCGAGCAACUUUGACUUGGCAACCAAUAAAACAUGGAUCAUUACACUGGCUGGAAAUGAGACGAGGGUCUAUAAAACGAAAGAAGACCUGAAAAAUGCCACAGCGCCGCAUUUUCCAAACAGUUCGCAAGUGUCUUUGGGUAAAUUACUGGAAUCAGUCAGAGAUUGGCUAUAUGGCAAUUACUCGCGAUUGGAUGUUGCUACUAUCGUUGUCGUUAUCACUUCUCAGAAGUCUGAUGACGACAUCGCUAUUCCAACAAUUAACUUAAAAAACUCCAACGUAACUUUGUUUUCUGUGGCAAUUGGGAGCCAGGUGUCUCUGGGUCAAUUAAGCGAGAUCGCUUCAAAUCCCAAAGAACACCACUUGUUGCAGGCUACAAAUACGAUGGAGCUAUCACAGAAUUUUAACCUCACUUUGGCUAGGAGAAUAUGUGAAGUUGUCGACAAAUGUGUCAGCUCUCCAUGUAGUAACAAUGGGAAUUGUACUAGCUUUACUGGUGGUUACAAAUGCACUUGUCCGCCAGAAUUUCAAGGAGACAACUGUGAGAUGAGUAUAUCUGUGGAAUAUCUGCUACUGGGUUGCUUCACGAACGCCUCUCAGACCAUUCCAUCCCUAGAGUCAGACAAUGCAACAUACCUUGAUGGCGAUUUUGAGACCAGAGAAAAUGUGGUCAAGAAAUGUGCUUUGGAGACUGCCAAGAAAGGCUAUAAACUGUUCGUUAUGCACAACUUAAAAGCUUGCCACUCUGGUCCAGAUGCACACCUCAUCGAUUUUACGGAUUUGGAAGGUUGCGGUCCAGGAAAUGAAGACGAAGUGUACCUCGUGGGAGCUAAGUGUGGUGACCUACUCAAAGAUGGCCUUAUUCAUUUAUCGAGCUCAACAAUCCAAGGAUCAUCCUACAACUCUUCCUGGCGAGUUCCUCUUUUAGAUGGCGACUACUCUUGGUGUCCAAAGGAAGACGACCCAGUCCGGAAACUUAAGGUUGAUCUGGGGCGAGAGACUUAUUUGAAUAAAGUGACCUUACAAGGUAAAAAAGAUUCUGCGGACUAUCCUGACAACUACUGUUUUGGUUCCAUUGUCAAUGGCGGUCAAGAACGAGAGAUCAUUCGAAACGAAUCUACUUGUCUGAUCAGCCUCUCCACUGCUAGUUCAAACGCUAAAACAGAAGUCACACCGAGUCUUGGGUCACUAGAAGCCCAAUAUUUGAGUUUUAGUCCUUGGAGACCAUUCAAGGGUGAUGGGUUGUGCCUGAGAGUAGACGUGUUUCGAAAAUACAACACAUCAACCAAAGUUUCAGUUUUAAGGGAGGCAGGUAACCUCAUCAUAUGCAAUCAUUCAAAUGUUCGCUCAGGAUUCUCUUGUCCUCCAUUGAUCGACGGACCUGUGGCUUGGUGUCCUGAUCAAUCCGUUGCAUUGCCGUUUCAUCAUCACUUCUUUCAAAUGGAUCUCAGGCAGCCAUUCAAUAUUUCCAAAGUCGUAGUGCAAGGAGCAAAAGAUGCAAGCGAAUGGCCAUACAAGUUUUGCCUUCGCUACGGCCUCAACGGAUCGGAUUUGAAGGAAUUAACUCAAUAUCAACAAGAAUGUCUACUGUUCAAACAAACCAACGAAGACCUGAGAGGGAACAGUAAACGUCCGAGGAAAUUCUCAGUUCCUCGACUGGUUCAGUCAGUCAGUGUGCAGCCUAAGUAUGCCACAUUUGGUACGAAUGAUGGUUACUGUGUCAGGACAGAAAUGACUGGCUGCGUUACAACCACAGUUGAUGGAGAGAAAGUUACUGAAGGAUGUACGCACAAGACGACAAGAGGCAAAUGCUGUGUGUUUCCUUUCAUCUAUGAAGGCCAAAUGAAAUAUUCUUGCAUUAAAAACAAUCACAACCAACCAUGGUGCGCAACUACUGACAAUUACGACAAAGACAAGCUUUGGGACAAUUGCAAUGCCACCAGCCCUUGUCACCCAAUGGCUUGUCAAAACGGUGGUAAAUGCGUGGAGAACUUAAUAAAAUGGUCAUACAAGUGUAUUUGUACAGAGAAAUAUACAGGAAAUCAUUGUGAAGAUGAUGUAGACGAGUGUUUCAACAUUCCCUGUCAGAACGGUGGGAAAUGUAUCAACAGAAAUGGCGAUUAUCGAUGUGAUUGUAACCAUGGAAACAGUGGCAAGAACUGCCAUUUAGAUUGCAAGGUCAACAAAGUUGAUCUGGGGAUUCUAAUUGAUGGCUCUGCUAGCGUGCAGUUCUACGGAAAGGACAACUUUCAGAUUAUUAAAGAUUCUAUAAAAACCUUUAUACGAACAUUCAAUGUGUCAAGUAGUUUAACACGUGUUGGAGUUAUCGUUUUCUCCACAAAUGCCACAGCAGUGUUUAAACUGGACAGUUACACAACUCAGUCAGACGUUGAACAGGCGAUUGAUAACAUAACGUAUCCUGCUGGCGGCACAUAUACUGGAAAAGCCUUAACAAAGGCUGCAGAAGAUUUGUUUGGGCCAAACUCGGUACGAUCAAGCAAUGUUUCCAAAAUCCUGGUCGUAGUUACAGAUGGUGUUUCCACCGAUGACGUCACUCAGCCAGCCGCGCUACUCAAGAACAUUAACGUGGUCCCUUAUGUUGUUGGAAUUGGUUCAAACUAUGAUGUUUCCCAGCUCGAGCAGAUAGCUGUUAAUGCCACGAAUCGGGUUUUCAAAACUGAAUUUAACUCACUUUCGGAAACUUUUAUCAGACUUAGAGGAAAGAUCUGUCAGGAUUUGGAUAAAUGUGCGGAUAAUCCCUGUAGGUUUGGUGGUGUUUGUCAAAAUAAUGGUUUGAAUUGUACGUGCGCGCAAGGUUUCCAAGGAGCAGAAUGUUCUGAAGAUGUAAAAGAAUGCUCAAACGUAAGUUCCAACUGCACUUUUGGAAAACGUUGCACUGAGACCUUUGGUGGGUUUGAAUGUACAUGCGCUAAUAGUUCUCUGUACGGUGAGAAUUGCACCAGAGAUUGCAGCAACAAUGGCUCCACAGUACUGUUUCUUUUGGACAGAGGAAAAAAUGUAGGACAAGACAACAUAAAGCAUCAAAUCGAGUUCAUCAUCUCGGUGGCAUCUUCCAUUUCUAUCGUAGACGUUGCAGUCAUUUCCUAUGCAACUGAUGCUGAUAUUGUCAUCAGACCUGGGCAAGCAUCGAAUUUAACCGAAUUUUCUGAAACUUUACGCAGCGCGAAUUAUUCCAUGGGUUACAUGAAGAACUUGGGUGUAGCAUUACAGAAAGCUCAAGUGAUUGAAGAAAUUUAUAACCACUCAAAACCAGCAGUCGUAGUUGUGAUGAUAAUGGGGAAAUCAAAUGAUGAUGAAGCGCCAUAUGCGGCAGAAUUGAAACAAAGAGGUGUUACUGUUGUAGCUGUACCCUUGGAUAACAAUUAUAAUCUAGCAGAGUUGAACUUGUUGGUGUCAAAGCCAUCUACGGACCACAUUUUGGCGACGGACGUUUCAAAUUUGAAGCAUUUCGUUAGUAGAACAAGAGACGCGGUUUGCAAAGCUUGGAAACCAUGCACCAGCUCAGACUGUCCGCCUACGCACGAAUGUAAAAAUAAUUAUGGACAAGAUGGAGGGUUUCGCUGUAUUCCGCCCCCCUCUGUGUGUGAGCCUAACCCUUGCAAGAAUGGAGGAAAAUGUCAAAUUGUCGGCUACAACGUGCACAAUUGCACUUGUCCAGCGGGAAUCGGAGGUGUGAACUGUACGGAAGAUAUCGUAAACGAAUGUGAUUCAGCACCCUGCAAAAACGGCGGGACUUGCCGGGAUCUCCUGGGGGCUUUUACAUGCAAUUGUACAGAGGAAUUUUCUGGAAAGCAGUGCGAAAUUGCUUGUUCAAGUCAACGAUUCAAUUUGGUCUUCUUGGUCGACGGAUCUGGUAGCAUAGAACUCCAAGGAAAGGGAAACUUUCAACGUUCCAAAGACUUUUUGAUUGCUCUCGUACGAGAAUUUGAAAUUGGUCCGGACCAAACCAACGUUGCCACUGUUCUGUAUUCGCAACACUAUCGCAUCAUCCAUCACUUAGAUACCUUUAAAACAUUGGUUGGAGUAGAGAACGCAAUUCAAGGCAUGGGUUUUCCAUCAGGUGGUACACGUACUGGGCAAGGUUUAAACGUGAUCCGCAACGAGAUAUUAAAAAAUUUAGGAGUUGCCAGAGAAGAUGUUCCUAAAAUUGUGGUUGUUUUGACUGAUGGAUUGUCUAAAGACAGUGUAGUUGGUCCAUCUCGUGCUCUCCGAGAUAUGGGAGUGACAAUUAUUACUGUCGGUGUUGGCUGCUGUUUUUACAAGCCUGAGCUAAACGAGAUGGCUACGGAUCCUGAUAAAGAUCACGUUUUUGAAGCUAAAUUUUCAGAUCUACCAAAAAUUGUGGAGUCUCUUCGUGAAAAGAUUUGUUCUGCUGUAGACGUUUGCAGAAUUAAUCCGUGUGAGAAUAACGGAACUUGUACCAGCUUACGGGAUGGUUUUCAAUGUAAUUGUUCAUCAAGUUGGACAGGAAAGAAUUGCUCAAUUGAUGUCGAUGAGUGUUCUACCAAUGCGACAAAAUGCAAUGAAAACCAAGCUUGUCAUAACUAUCCUGGAGGAUCAAGUUGUCUUUGUAGUGACAGCCGAUAUGGUUAUAACUGUACCAUGCGUUGCAAUCAAACCAAGGCUGAUGUUGCUUUCCUCGUGGAUAGCUCUGCCAGCAUUAACCAGGGAGACAAAAAUAACUACCAACGAAUCAAAGAUUUCAUCGCAGGAUUUGUCAAGUCUGUAGUUAUUGGACAGAACGACACCAGAAUUGGACUUGCCACCUUCUCCUCGCAAAACAGUUUUAGAGUUCAUUUCAAUUUUACUGAAUAUUCCGCCACGGAAGAGUUGGUCAAUGCUGUACAGAGCAUUCCUUAUGACGCAGGUGGCACUUAUAUGGGCGCCGCAUUGACUCGAAUAAGAACAGAUAUCUUCAGCAUGGCCAGAGAGGGAAUUCCCAAAAUUCUCAUCAUUUUAACAGACGGUAAAUCGCAAGACAAAGUGUCAGUUCCAUCGAAAAGUCUACGCGAUGAAGGUGUUCAUAUCAUCUCAGUUGGUGUUGGUAAUGCUGUGUACAGUGAGCUCGCAGAUAUGGCGUCUGAACCUGAUAAUGAGAAUAUCUACAAAGCAACGUUUGAUUCUCUUAGUAACAUUUUUGGAACUUUACAGGAAACUGUUUGCAAAGUUGUACAAAACAAUACAGACCCUUGUCUAAGCAAUCCAUGUCAGAAUGGAGGAAAAUGCGAACGUUUCACCAAUAAAUUUAAUUGUACAUGCUUAGCUGGUUUUACUGGAGACAAAUGCGAGACAGUUAAAAAACUCGACAAGUGUACUCCUUCGCCGUGCUUAAAUGGCGGACGAUGCGCAAACACUAAUCAGACCUUCCGCUGCUUCUGUGCACGUGGUUACUAUGGAAACCGCUGCGAGUCAGGCUGUGGAUUUAGAGAGCUAGGAUUGAAGAUACCCAAUACGCGUCGAAUCCCAGACAAACACGUGACUUCAUCUUCACAGAGGGACACCGGUCACUCUGCUCAUCGCGGGAGGAUUGGUAUCGAAGUUAUGGGAACGUGGGAUGACGGGUGGUGCUCAUCGCAAACAGACACAACGCCUUACAUGCAAGUGUUCUUUGAAUACCUGACAAAUAUCACUGAGAUUGAAACCGAAGGAGUCGAAGAUGAAACGAAUAAUUUGUGGGUUGAAAGUUACUACGUUUCAACGAGCAACAGCACAGAGGGGAAUUCUUUUGUCAACUACACUGAAGAUGGAAAAACCAAAAUUUUCAAAGCUAACACAAGGAUUUCCGGGAAAAAUGUUUCUCUCCACGGAACAAGCGCUCAUUUUGUUCGAAUUCAUCCACUUAAUCACACUGGAUUGUUUGCCUGUUUGCGGGUAGCGAUGUACGGUUGUGACAAAGGAGGCGACUUCCAAGAAUUCCCAACCACUUUGGCGGAGAGGCUUGACAAUGCUGCUUUCGCCAAGGACCCACUGUUUGAUACGCAUUUAGCUGCUAUACCAAUUGCAGUGUUUGUAUUCCUCUUAUUGAGUUCGUUAUUUUUCCUUUUGCUUCCUCUUAGGACUCCUUCUCCGUCAGGGCCGUCAGUGAGAGAAAAUAUAAUUCGAUUCGAACAAGAACCACCUCAGCAUGGCGCUAUUCCGCUUGUCCCUACAUAUGAAGUUCAGUCCCUCAGCAUGGAACUCGGAGAAGAGCCUAUUUUGCAAGUGGAGGGUGUUAAUACCGCCUCGAACGACGCAAUUUUCUCCUACGACAACAAGAUUUUCAGUUUCGACCGUCAAGUGGGUUUAGCUAGCCAAGGCCAGAGCAAUCUCCUAUGAGCAUCUGAGAACGGUUAAUCCUUAAACCCUAACAUCAGUUUACGUAUUCUCCAUACUGUUCUACAUACAUUUCCUAAGAUGUCGACAAGGAGAAUUUGUUAAACAAGCAAGAGCUUUUUUAGUGAAUGAUCAUUUCCUUUUACUCUCGUGACCCUAAUGUGUUUAUCAGAGGUUAUAUUGCGAAGAGAUUCUAGUCACUUUAUGGCAGUCAAAGGGUUAAUGGUGAUUGUAAAAAAUUUUCCUUCCACAUCUUAAAAUUCACAACACGCCAUGGUACAAUUUGGCAUAAUUGGAGCCAAUUUAGCUAUUUUUGAGAUAGAAAUAUGGCUUGACAUGUAUAAUUCAAAAUGAAAAUUUAUAAACAUAUUUUUAGUUGCAAUACACUGCUAUAUAUUAAUCAUCAAAGGAGAUGACUUUUCCUGCAGAUUCUAACAGAUAUAGAAAGAAAAAGGAUAUCGCUAAAAAUGUAAUUGUCUUAAAAAUCCUGAUGCAAUUUCAUGAGAGAUCAAAUUACUUUUUUACGUUCGGUAAAUCUAGUUUUCUUUUGUUUUCAGUAUUUUGUAUUAUUGUCCUGUAGUUGUAUGAUGAAUGGAAAAUGAAUUAAAAUUAUGUAAGGCUCUUUUA
Pocillopora verrucosa is the source of this 7209-nucleotide messenger RNA. Its product is annotated as neurogenic locus notch homolog protein 2. The record is from RefSeq and is a predicted model, not a curated record. Gene Ontology annotation, molecular function: calcium ion binding. Lineage: Eukaryota; Metazoa; Cnidaria; Anthozoa; Scleractinia; Pocilloporidae.